Urocitellus parryii (Arctic ground squirrel) is the source of this 2978-nucleotide messenger RNA. RefSeq names its product ATP binding cassette subfamily E member 1 (gene Abce1). The record is from RefSeq and is a predicted model, not a curated record. NCBI's taxonomy places the organism in Eukaryota, Metazoa, Chordata, Mammalia, Rodentia, Sciuridae. Gene Ontology annotation, molecular function: ATP binding; ATP hydrolysis activity.
UGGCUAUCCCAACGACGACUCAGGACGGGGGUCGCAGCCCUAUGACAUCACAUACCGUCAUCUCUCCUAACCCACCUCCAGGGCUCCGCCCCGCGCUCUGUCGCGCACGCGUACUACGUCCUUAUGGCUUACGCGAGGCGGCGACUAGGCACCGCCAUUUUGGCCGAUGGCCGCAGGAACACGCUGUCUGGCUGAGACGUGAAGGCAAAAGCUGUCUUGGCCUGUGCACUCCCCACCACAAGGGGAUCGCUUUCUCCAGAAGAGCUGGAUAUUCUUACUUUGUUACAAUUAUGGCAGACAAAUUAACAAGAAUUGCUAUUGUUAACCAUGACAAGUGUAAACCUAAGAAAUGUCGACAGGAGUGCAAAAAAAGUUGUCCUGUGGUUCGAAUGGGAAAAUUAUGCAUAGAGGUUACUCCCCAGAGCAAAAUAGCAUGGAUUUCUGAAACUCUUUGUAUUGGUUGUGGUAUUUGUAUUAAGAAAUGCCCCUUUGGCGCCUUAUCAAUUGUCAACUUACCAAGCAACUUGGAAAAAGAAACAACACAUCGAUAUUGUGCCAAUGCUUUCAAACUUCACAGGUUGCCUAUUCCUCGCCCAGGUGAAGUUUUGGGAUUAGUUGGAACUAAUGGUAUUGGAAAGUCGACUGCUUUAAAAAUUUUAGCAGGAAAGCAAAAGCCAAACCUUGGAAAGUAUGAUGAUCCUCCUGACUGGCAGGAGAUACUGACAUAUUUCCGGGGAUCUGAAUUACAAAAUUACUUUACCAAAAUUCUAGAAGAUGACCUAAAGGCCAUUAUCAAACCUCAGUAUGUAGACCAGAUUCCCAAGGCUGCAAAGGGGACAGUCGGGUCUAUUUUGGACCGAAAGGAUGAAACAAAGACACAGGCAAUUGUAUGUCAACAACUCGAUUUAACCCACCUAAAAGAACGAAAUGUUGAAGAUCUUUCAGGAGGAGAGUUGCAGAGAUUUGCUUGUGCUGUCGUUUGCAUACAGAAAGCUGAUAUUUUCAUGUUUGAUGAGCCUUCUAGUUACCUAGAUGUCAAGCAGCGUUUAAAGGCUGCUAUUACUAUCCGAUCUUUAAUAAAUCCAGAUAGAUAUAUCAUUGUGGUGGAGCAUGACCUAAGUGUAUUAGACUAUCUCUCUGACUUCAUCUGCUGUUUAUAUGGUGUACCAAGUGCUUAUGGUGUUGUCACUAUGCCUUUUAGUGUAAGAGAAGGCAUAAACAUUUUUUUGGAUGGCUAUGUGCCAACAGAAAACUUGAGAUUCCGAGAUGCAUCGCUUGUUUUUAAAGUGGCUGAGACAGCAAAUGAAGAAGAAGUUAAAAAGAUGUGUAUGUAUAAAUAUCCGGGUAUGAAGAAAAAGAUGGGAGAGUUUGAGCUAGCAAUUGUAGCUGGAGAGUUCACAGAUUCUGAAAUCAUGGUGAUGCUGGGGGAAAAUGGUACAGGUAAAACGACCUUUAUCAGAAUGCUUGCUGGAAGACUUAAACCUGAUGAAGGAGGAGAAGUGCCAGUUCUAAAUGUCAGUUAUAAGCCACAGAAAAUCAGUCCCAAAUCAACUGGAAGUGUUCGCCAGUUGUUACAUGAAAAGAUAAGAGAUGCUUACACUCAUCCGCAAUUUGUGACUGAUGUGAUGAAGCCUCUGCAGAUUGAAAACAUCAUUGAUCAAGAGGUGCAGACAUUAUCUGGUGGUGAACUGCAGCGAGUGGCUUUAGCUCUUUGUUUGGGCAAACCUGCUGAUGUCUAUUUAAUUGAUGAACCAUCUGCAUAUUUGGAUUCUGAGCAGAGACUGAUGGCAGCUCGUGUUGUCAAACGUUUCAUACUCCAUGCAAAGAAGACAGCCUUUGUUGUGGAGCAUGACUUUAUCAUGGCCACCUAUCUAGCAGAUCGAGUCAUCGUUUUUGAUGGGAUUCCAUCUAAGAACACAGUUGCAAACAGUCCUCAAACACUUCUGGCUGGCAUGAACAAAUUUUUGUCUCAGCUGGAAAUUACAUUCAGAAGAGAUCCAAACAACUAUAGACCACGAAUAAAUAAACUCAAUUCAAUUAAGGAUGUAGAGCAAAAGAAGAGUGGAAACUACUUUUUCUUGGAUGAUUAGACUGAAUCUGAGAAUAUUAAUAAGCCAUUUAUUAAAAGAAACAUUUACUGGGAUUUUUGUCAUAUAUGACUAAUCAGGUUUUAUGGCCCCACAUACUCUGGAGCUUGAAGAAUGAUUUUUUUUAAUGUAACAUCCAAAGCCAGGUAUAUUGUAAAUUGUAGUCUAAGCACAAAAAAUGGAACUUUUCUGUUCUGAAAUGAUAAGGCCCUUUUUGUGCUUAAUAUUCUAAAGUGAAGACAUUUCAAACUACAAAUUACCUCCAAGUUUUCAUGAUAAAUGGAACAUUUUCAGUAGGUGUAUUAUAUUCGUGUACCAAAUACUGACCAGUGUUGCCCCAUUUUAAAAAUCUUGACAACAUUUCUGUACUUAUCUGGUUUGCCAAGUAUGCCAGUAUAAUGAAACUGCCCUAUUUUAAAAGCCAGUCGAAGACUACACUGAUGAUAUUUGAUAAAUAAACUUCAGGACUAUAUUUGUUAUUUGUUUUCAGUCUUUGCACUGAAUGUUCAGUGUGUGAUUCCUAAGGAAGAUUGCUGCAGAACAUCACUGUCAGAAAAUGGGUAUUUGUUACCAACCUGCGCAUUGUUUUAAUGUUUUUUGGUGCUUUUGAACAUCAUUAUCCAAAAAUCACUUCACUGUCCCCUCAAAGGAAAAAAAAAAAAAAAAAACUGGGUUUUUCAGUUUUUGCAUUCUGUAAGAUUCUAUAAUUACUUUGUUAUUUUUUAAACAUGCAUUUAUAUAAUCACUGAUCAAAAUUUAGGGCAAAAUAUUUCUAAAGAAUAUUUGCUUCCCUUAUAACUACAGUCUCAGAAUUUUUAAGAGUUGGUGCCUGAGAAUCUAUGUAUUUUUAAAACUACAGAUUUUUCUGCUGAGCAGUCAAGGAUUAGGGAA